This is a messenger RNA of Cotesia glomerata, 629 nucleotides long. Its product is annotated as general odorant-binding protein 69a-like. Gene Ontology annotation, molecular function: odorant binding. Lineage: Eukaryota; Metazoa; Arthropoda; Insecta; Hymenoptera; Braconidae. The record is from RefSeq and is a predicted model, not a curated record. The coding region runs from base 75 to 494 and encodes 139 amino acids. The transcript has 4 exons.
GCGGAAAAAUUAAUCAUUCUCACGGCAGGUUUCAGUUACGACUAUUUCCACUGUUAUAUUUCUAUAAGUCGAAAAUGGCUAAAUUUUUGUUGAGCUUUGUCAAUAUUUUACUUUUGGUUGCUUACGUUCAAUCUGGACCAGUUCCAGAGGAAUUUUUAGAUGUCCAGCCAACAAUUCGUGCUACGUGUGUGAAGGAAUCAGGAAUUCCUAGUGAAGAUUUGGUCAACAAAGCAGCAAAAGGAGAAUUCACUGAUGACCCUCAAUUAAAGUGUUACUUGAAAUGUAUUUUUGAUCAAUUCAGAUUAGUAAGCAAACGUGGAAUCAACUUUGACGCAAUGUUAGCUUUAUCUCCUCCAUCAAUGAAAGAAUCUGCGACUAAAAUGAUCAAAGAGUGCCGUGAAACAAAGGGAAAAGAAGGUGAUCUCUGUGAUUUGUCUUAUGAAGUUACCAAGUGUUUGUACAAUUCAAACCCUGAGACCUACUUCAUUCUUUAAAUAUCUCUUCACAUUAAUAAAAAUAAAAUAUCCAGAUCGACAAUUGUUUAUGUGUAGGAUCGAGUUAUAAAUUUAAUUACUUAUUUCCUAGAUUAAUGGAAGAUAACAAAAUAAAUAAUUAUUCUAUACUGUAAA